AUGGUUGCUUCUAAAGGUUCUUGGAAGUGGACCCAAGAGUGUUCGGCAGUCGAAGGUACUAAGCCGUUGACCAAUCAUGUCUAUGUGAAGCAAGAACCUCCUCAGCAGACUGUGAAUGAAGAUAGAAGAGCUCAGAAGAGAGCUCGUACAGAGAUGUUUACGGAGGCUCCUUCAGAGCCUACUUCAGAUCCUCCUACAGAAUCUUCUGCUUCUUGGAAUUGGCUUAAGAGAGGAAAGAAUGAACAAAUGUUCAAGGAUAUGACGAAAGUAAUGACUAAUGGGUUUGGGCAGUGCGUAAAAGAAAUGAAUCUUCUUGUGGAUAAAAUGGAAUAUGUGGAGAAGAAGGUGGGAAUCAACCAGAAAGGCACUAACUCUAAUGAACUUCAACUCACAGUUUCAGACCUGACUAAGCCUGCGCUCGAACCAGGGAGUGAGAGUGUGAAUCAGGAGAAAGUAAGAAGUCUGAAUAAUGUACAUGAUGACAACAUAGAUCCGAGUGGUAUUAAAGAACCGAGUGUUGUCAUUAUGGACAAACAAAAAUCAACCAUAUCAGAUUUAAUGAAGCAGGACGGGAGAUGCAAGACAAAGAAAGAUGAUGUUAUGGCACUAUGCCGGGCAAAGAGUGAUCGAGAAAGGAAGCUUGAUGCGGCACAUCAAUCUUCUUUUAAGGGAAACCGAACAGCCAAACUGAUCAUUCCGACCAAGAAGAUUGGUCAUGAAUAUGAUUUGUUUGCCACCGUUGACAAGCAUAAGAUGUGGAUCAACAAGUACGGGGAAUUUAAGAGUUCAGAGACAGGUUACAACGGUUUAGGAAGAACGCUCCCUGCCGGGUCGUAUAAUCUGUAUGAAGGCUUAGCUCCAAAAUAUCGCCAAACAAAGAAGGUUUGGGGAUCAUAUGUGGAUGAUAUAUACGCGCCAGUAAAGUACAACAACGAUCAUUGGAUUGCUAUUUGGAUAUCGAUCCCUAACAAACACUUAACCAUCUGGGACAGCACUCCUACUCAUAUUAGAACUGCUCAACUGGCCGAGUUAAUGAAGCCUUUUACCACAAUGGUCCCUUAUUUGCUUGUUGAAUUUCCCAGCUCCGACUAA
Brassica napus (rape) is the source of this 1092-nucleotide messenger RNA. RefSeq lists its product as uncharacterized. Gene Ontology annotation, biological process: proteolysis. Gene Ontology annotation, molecular function: cysteine-type peptidase activity. The transcript is spliced from 3 exons. The record is from RefSeq and is a predicted model, not a curated record. Bases 1 to 1092 code for a protein of 363 amino acids. NCBI's taxonomy places the organism in Eukaryota, Viridiplantae, Streptophyta, Magnoliopsida, Brassicales, Brassicaceae.